Molecule: messenger RNA, 1984 nt
Organism: Anoplophora glabripennis (Asian longhorned beetle)
Lineage: Eukaryota; Metazoa; Arthropoda; Insecta; Coleoptera; Cerambycidae
Gene: Tom70
Product: mitochondrial import receptor subunit TOM70
Exons: 4
Coding region: 79-1725 (548 amino acids)
Molecular function (GO): protein binding
Source: RefSeq, a predicted model, not a curated record
CAUAACCUCAUUUUUAAAUUACGUGUGGCCGAAAGGCCCGAUUAAAUCUUUAAAAUAUAAGACAAUUUUGUGACAAACAUGCCCUCAAAUUCUUUAAAGUGGCAAAUAGCGUUAGGAUUAGGUGCGGUUGGAGCUGUAGGUUUGGCUUAUUGGUAUAUCAGAACAAGUAAAAAUCGGUCAUUACAGACAAUACAGGAAUCGGUAGUUGUUUCUGCCGAAGCAAAAGCAGAAACCCCAUUCCAACAAGCCCAAAGAUAUAAAACAGAAGGUAAUGAAAUGUUUAAAAGGGGUAAAUAUGAUGAGGCGAUAUCACUCUAUAAUAAAGCCAUCGAAACAAUACCAGAUGAAUAUAAAACAGAUUUGGCAACAUAUUAUCAAAACAGAGCAGCAGCUUAUGAACAGUUAAAGAAAUGGAGUUCAGUUAUUUCGGAUUGCACAAAAGCUAUUGAACUUAAUAACAGAUAUGAAAAAGCACUCUACAGAAGAGCUAAAGCUGAAGAGAUGACAAAAGAUUGGGUUAAUGCUUUAGAUGAUGUCACUUCUGUUUGUUUAUUGCAAAAUUUUGGGAAUCAAAGUGCCCUGUUAAUGGCAGAUCGUGUUUUGAAAGAAUUGGGAAAGAAAAAUGCUGCAGAAGCUAUAAAAAACAGACAGCCUAUUAUACCGUCAAAAAAUUUUAUAAAAACAUAUUUUUCUUCGUUUUCCGAGGAUCCAGUGUACAAAAAGUUACUAGAGGUUACAGAUCCUUUGGGGCAAGGAGAGUUAAAAGGGUUCCUUAAGGCAAAAUUAGCUUUUGCAACCGAAAAAUAUGAGGAAGUAAUUCCUGCUUGCACAGAGGAACUGAAUUUGAGCGAAUCAGAAUCCAGUCACAAGCUUGAAGCUUUGUCACUUAGAGCCUCCUUCUAUUUUCUUACUGGGCAAUUUCAAGAGGCCGUGGAGGAUCUAAGUACAAUUAUAAAUACUAAAGAAGCAGACAAUUUAAUAAAAGUAAAUUCCCUUAUAAAGAGGGCCUCAAUAUAUAUGCAGACCGAGAGGCUUCAAGAAUGCCUUGAUGACUUCGAUACUGCAGCUGAACUUGGACCCUUCAUCUCAGAUGUGUUUCACCAUCGAGGUCAAGUGAAGUUACUAAUGGAAAAAACAGACGAAGCGCGGAGCGACUUUCAGAGAGCUGUCGAACUGAAUCCGCAUUUUUCCGUUGCAGUGGUACAAAAGUGUUAUUCAGAUUACAGACAUGCCAUGCAGACACAAAAUGUGGAUCUUCUCAUGCAAAGCAUGCAGGAUUUUAGAAAAGCCAUAGAAAGAUUCCCAAAUUGUCCAGAAACUUACAUACUAUUUGCUCAAGUCAAAACUGAAAAACAAGAAUUCCAUGAAGCGGAAGAGCUUUAUCAGAAAGCGCUAAAGAUCGAUCCGAACAAUGCCUCAAUUUUUGUGCAUAGGGGGCUGCUUCUUUUGCAGUGGAAAGGCGAAAUUGAGAAGGCAGUAGAGAUAAUGAGGGAAGGUAUCAAAAUUGAUGAAAAAUCCGAAUUUGCCUACGAAACGUUAGGCACAGUAGAAGUACAAAGAGGCAACUUGGUACUAGCCAUAGAUUUAUUCAACAAGGCCAUAGCUCUAGCAAGAUCUGAAAUGGAGAUGGUUCACUUGUUCUCUCUGAGAGACGCCGCUGCAUCCCAACUGAAAAUCGCCUCAAAACUAGGGGUUGGUCCGGAUCUUCUCAAAGGAGUAUCUUAACCUGUUAUUAUUCUUUGUUAAUGUGUUACAAAUUUCUUGUGAGGUAAGCAUUGUUACUGUAAAUAUAAAUCAUUCCAAAAUUAAAUGAAAAUUUAUAGUCGAAAGGUUUUUGCUUCGCAUUUGCAGAUUUGGAUAAUAGAAGCUGCUGACUGAUGUUUUAUGUUAUGAGUUAAGUUAAAGUACAUCACAUUAAUAUUUCUGUUUUAUUUUCUCUAAUCGUUUGGUAUUUCACAUUUUAAAUAGACUGUUUAUAUUUUAA